This is a messenger RNA of Triplophysa dalaica, 3509 nucleotides long. RefSeq names its product zinc finger protein 384 a (gene znf384a). The transcript has 12 exons. Gene Ontology annotation, biological process: negative regulation of transcription by RNA polymerase II. The record is from RefSeq and is a predicted model, not a curated record. Gene Ontology annotation, molecular function: DNA-binding transcription repressor activity, RNA polymerase II-specific; RNA polymerase II cis-regulatory region sequence-specific DNA binding. Gene Ontology annotation, cellular component: nucleus. NCBI's taxonomy places the organism in Eukaryota, Metazoa, Chordata, Actinopteri, Cypriniformes, Nemacheilidae. The coding region runs from base 146 to 1891 and encodes 581 amino acids.
CCCUUCGAGAGAAAAAAAAUAGAAAAAAAUUGAGGGGAAAAAAUCGGUGAAUCCAAGGGGUUCGGGCGGAUUUGGACGAAGUUUCCGAACUGUCCCAGCCCGGAGGAGCCCUGGGGGUUGAAAGGGAAUCGCCAGCACCGAAAUAAUGGAAGAUUCCCAUUUCAACUCAUCAUACUUUUGGUCUCCCGUUUCAUCAGUACAAGGACAGAUCGAGAACGCCAUGUUUCUGAACAAGAUGAAGGAACAGCAUGGGCAGGAGAAGAGCGCUUCUUUUGCGCACUCGUCCUUGGCGCACUAUCCGACAGCGGUGUUGACGGUGCCAGGCUCAGUCGGGAUGGACGUGGGAGGUGUUGGGAGGGUACCCAAACAAGAGGGUGGAGGAGGAGGCACUGGAGGUGGGGCAGCGGGGGCUCAAAUGGGUGGAGCACAUCUGCACCCGCCUCACACGUCCCAGAACAUCACGGUGGUGCCUGUACAAUCUGGCAUCCUGACAUCAGCUGGGUUAGUGAUCGCAACACCUGCUUCCUCUCAGUCAUUUGUGUCUGGACCGCCCACCACAACCAUGAUUGUGUCUGCAUUACAAACAAACACAGAGGCUGGCCUGCCCCCCUCCCUCUAUUUCCACAACCAUUACAAAAAAGAGGAUGGCAGUAUUCCACCAGCUGUGGUCAUGCCAGUGCCCUCAAAGCGUGGCAGAAAGAAAAAGUCUAUGAUGCCAAGAGCAGCCCACGCGCUCGCCACAGGAAGUGAUGCACUCAUUCUGGCACACCUGGCUGCCGGGGGACAGCACAACGCGAGCGACCCCUACGACCUCUCUAAUGAUGAGGAUGACCCUCCAGGCAAAGAUGGGAACAAGUCCUACAGAUGCCGGAUGUGUGCAGUGACCUUCUUUAGCAAGUCAGACAUGCAGAUUCAUGCCAAGUCACACACAGAGGCAAAACCGCACAAGUGUCCUCAUUGCUCGAAAUCCUUCGCCAACUCCAGCUAUCUGGCGCAGCACAUCCGCAUCCACAGCGGCGCCAAACCCUACACCUGCUCCUACUGCCAGAAAACCUUCAGGCAGCUCAGUCACUUACAACAACAUACACGAAACCACACAGAGGGCAAACCGCACAAGUGUCCUCACUGCUCCAAAUCGUUUGCCAACUCCAGCUACCUGUCCCAGCAUAUCCGCAUCCACAGCGGCGCCAAACCUUACACCUGCUCCUACUGCCAGAAAACCUUCAGGCAGCUCAGUCACUUACAACAGCAUAACAGGAUUCAUACUGGUGAUCGACCAUAUAAGUGUGUCCAUCCUGGCUGUGAGAAAGCUUUCACCCAACUUUCCAACCUCCAGUCUCAUCGAAGACAGCACAACAAGGACAAGCCAUACAAAUGUCACAAUUGUAAUCGUGGUUACUCGGAUGCAGCCAGCCUGGAGGUUCACUUGUCCACACAUACCGUGAAACAUGCCAAACUUUACUCCUGCGGCCUCUGCAACCGAGCAUACACAUCUGAGACGUAUCUGAUGAAACACAUGCGUAAACACAACCCAGAUCCACUGACUGUUGCAGCUGCAGUGGCUGCCCAGCAAGCCCAGCAGGGCCAAAACCCAGGUCAACCGUCAGGCGGGGGCAGCGGCCGUGGACGCGGACGGGGUAGGGGGGGCGGAGCUACGGCUACAGGACCCGGAACAGCGGCUCAAGGGCAGAAUCAGCCGAAUCCCAAUCCACCAACCAGUUACUCAGUUACAGAGGGAAUUCCCUGCCCCUUCGACCUGCAUCAGUACAAGACUGUGUCGUCUGGAGAAAUUCAGUACAAGGCCGCAAGCGUUGCCGACCUGGCGGCCCACAAAGACCUCUGUCUAACCGUCUCCACCUCUGCCAUCCAGGUGGAGCAUAUGAACUCGUAGAGGAAUUCAGAGAGAGUGAAAAGACAUUGACCAUUAAAUGGAAAGGAAAUAUAAACGCUGCCUUGGGAAAAAAGCAAGAAUUCCAAAUAGAGAGAGAUUUGGCAGGAUUUCAGAUGGAGUACUCUAUUGAACGUGACGCAUGAACUAUUAGAAAACGUCUUUCUUAAGAGUUGCUCUGCAGUGUCACUAAAAGGCCUUACCUCUCAUGACAGCUUUAUAUAAUAGCAAUGGGAUUUGCUACAUAACAGGAAUCAUGGGUUAUUAAAAAACGAUAACCAUUAAUCUUUAUCAAAACCCAUAAAUCUGUUGACUUGCAACCCAAACUAUGAUGUAACCCACUAUGUUACUACACAACAUUACACCUGUUAACCAAAUCGCAUGUGUUCCUGUAGCUCUAUUGUAAGAGCUUUGGUUAGCAACACAAAGGUUGUGGAGUCAUUCCCCGGGAUCAUACAUAGAUAUAAAAUUUGUCAAUUAAAUUCACUCUGGGUCUCUUCGGAUAAAACCAUCGGCCAAAUACAAAUAGAAAGAUUUUGCACAAAGGUCUUCAUUUUGCACCAGCAUUUUAGCAGGAUUUACCAUAUGAUGUUAAAUGUGAAUUAAACUAACAUAUAAGCUGUUGAAGUUUAUACCCGAUCAAACUCCCAGCCCCUGGAAUGAAGUUGUAAUGCCUUUUAUGACGCUGCUUUGCUGGCCUGCUAAUGGACACUUCAAGUAAAAGUGAAAAUGGUUUGUCACUACCAGGUGAGACCUGUUGGAAAGAGGUGGCUAAAGACUGCACUAAAGUGGAGAGGGAUAAAAGAGAAGCUAAAGCUUAUAUGGGAGAUGGCACUUAAAACCUUUUCUAUUCAUCGUUUGUUUUUCGUCAUUACAUUUUAGCCAUUUAUUACAUGUAUGUAUUUUUCUAUGUCUAUGUAUGUGUGUGGUUCGAUUGAAAGCGCAUGUUGAGAACAUUUAUGGAAAGAGGAAUGUGUGAAAACAUCAGUUGUCCGAUUUUUGUUAACCUAAAGAGUUUAGACAUUUUAUAUUCCCUUGAUCCUUCCUACAGAGUGUUUGCUUUGUUCCAGAAAGGGAGAAACAAUGGUUGUGCAAACAACUCUUUGCUUACCAGGUACUACUUAGUAGUGUUUUUUUAAAACCUUUAAUAUCAAUUUUUAUUAUAUUAACAGUUCUUUUUAUGCAGUUAUUCUUAUCAUUAUUCAUUGGCCGUUACUGUAUGUGUGUGUAUAUAUAAAGAUGUGUUCAUUCUAUAAAGGGAAGGAUUGCUUUUCUGGUCCAGCUGAAAUAUAAUUUUAAAAAAAUGUAUAAAAGGCAACACUAGAGAUCAGACAAUGGGAGGUUAACACGUUCCUAAACCAUCUAUUCCUCCAUGCUGCCGUCUGUGUCCAGUUAACAGCCAGAUGAUUGGUUGAUCCUCCAUGUAUAACCCCCGUUGUAACCCAUGCUGUCUUUGUAAAAUAACACAGUUCUCAAUAUUAUUAUUAGUGUUGCUUCUGUCGCUCCUAAUACUUAUCAUCAACAAAUCUUUAAAACGACUUCACUGUAACUUAUAGAUCAACACUCAUUCAUCCAACGUAACUGUUUCUCCUUAUAUGAACAAUAAAAGUUACACAAUUAA